Oryctolagus cuniculus (rabbit) is the source of this 4132-nucleotide messenger RNA. RefSeq names its product LIM homeobox 1 (gene LHX1). The record is from RefSeq and is a predicted model, not a curated record. Gene Ontology annotation, biological process: neuron differentiation; regulation of transcription by RNA polymerase II. Gene Ontology annotation, cellular component: nucleus. NCBI's taxonomy places the organism in Eukaryota, Metazoa, Chordata, Mammalia, Lagomorpha, Leporidae. Gene Ontology annotation, molecular function: RNA polymerase II transcription regulatory region sequence-specific DNA binding; DNA-binding transcription factor activity, RNA polymerase II-specific; zinc ion binding.
AACGCGGUCUCCCCGCACUCUCCCGGGCCGGGGGACGCAGAAUGGUUUACAGAGGGACCGCGAGGCGCUGAUUGGUCACCGGCUGCCGUGACGUCGUCGGGCGCUGCAUUAAGGCGAGGGGGCUUGCAGAGCUCAGCCAACAGCCAGGAGCAGUGACCGAGCCGCCGGAGCUGGGGAGAGACGCGCCGGGGCAGCGGACUGGGCCAGGAGACCAGGGACCGAGGGACGCGCGCCCGGGGAGAGCCAGCAACGAGCCGUGGCCCGGGCGGCGACAGCAGGCGGACCGCGGAGCUGCUCCAGCCGCCAGCCUACUGUGGCCGCUGCACCAGGACAUUUUAAAAAAGCUCUCAGGCCGGCCCCCUCCCCCCGACUCCUUUCGCGGCAAAAGAGGAAAAACAAAAAGGAACGAAACCCAGAUUUGCCACUACAACGAAAAGAGAGGGGGAAAAGGAAAAGAAAAAAAAAAAAAAGUCGAGCGACUGUGGGGUUGGAUGCAGGCAGGCGGAGCGCGGGCCGAGCGAUGCGGGGCUGCGCGCCCAGGCAGCCGCGAGUUGUGACUGGAGCCACCGUACGUAGCCAGGCGCGGUGAGAAGCCAGCCAGCGUCUCCUCCUCUCAGGAGCCUGGGCGCUGGGAGGGCUGCCCCGAGGACACGGAGGCCGGGCAAGCCACAGGCCGAGGUGACUGGGCCCGGGCGGUCGGGAGCGAGGAGUGCGCCUUGGCUGCGUCUGCCCGAAGUUGUCCCUCUCCGUUCCCGACUGACACAAACACUUCUCCAAAAGGAGGGAAACCUAAGCCACAACAGCAAUCAACGAGAUCCUCCUCCUCCUCCCUCUCCUCCCUCCCGCCCCCCCAACCCCUGCCCCUCCCCCGACCGCUGCACGAUGCCGGCAGUUUAGGAUCCAAAGCUUCUCCACUCCUUUGCUUCUUUCCUUGGCCUUUUCCCCCCCUUCUUCUUCAAAGAGGGAGGACGCCCUGGCGGCGGGCAGCCCGGCACGCACGCGCCCGCCCUCCUCGCCCGGCAAAAGCAGAUGCACUUUGACUUCUGACAGCUCUACCUCAAGCCCGGGAGAACUCAGCGGCGUCCUCCUCUUCUUCUCCGUCUCCGGUUUCUUUCUUUAUUUCCUUUCCCGCCGCCGUUCUCGGUGACCUUCACUCCUCCGCGGGCUCUGGGCAGAAGGGUCGCUUCCUCGCGCGCGCGAGACUCCUCCUCCUCGCCCCGCGCGGCUCGUCGGCGCCCUGGGACUCCCGCGCGCUCAUACUCCGUCGAGGCGCCCCCAGGCCAGCGUCGGCCUCGUUGGCCCUCUUUCGAUCUCCUGGCGCGGGUUUUGGAUUGUGUCUCCUCUCCUUGGAGGGGCGAGGGAGCUCCUGCCGGUCCUCCUCGGGAGUCGUCCCCUUGGCUCGGCUCGCCCCUCUCUUCUCCGGGCCUCCCCCGACCAAACCAAAGACCAUGGUGCACUGUGCCGGCUGCAAAAGGCCCAUCCUGGACCGCUUCCUCUUGAACGUGCUGGACAGGGCCUGGCACGUCAAGUGCGUCCAGUGUUGUGAAUGUAAAUGCAACCUGACCGAGAAGUGCUUCUCCCGGGAAGGCAAGCUCUACUGCAAGAACGACUUCUUCCGGUGUUUCGGUACCAAAUGCGCAGGCUGCGCACAGGGCAUCUCCCCUAGCGACCUGGUGCGGAGAGCACGAAGCAAAGUGUUUCACCUGAACUGCUUCACUUGCAUGAUGUGUAACAAGCAGCUCUCCACUGGCGAGGAGCUGUACAUCAUUGACGAGAACAAGUUCGUGUGCAAAGAGGAUUACCUAAGUAACAGCAGUGUCGCCAAAGAGAACAGCCUCCACUCGGCCACCACGGGCAGUGACCCCAGUUUGUCUCCGGAUUCCCAAGACCCAUCACAGGACGACGCCAAGGACUCUGAGAGCGCCAACGUGUCAGACAAGGAAGGGGGCAGCAACGAGAACGAUGACCAGAACCUGGGUGCCAAGCGCAGGGGACCACGAACCACCAUCAAAGCCAAGCAGCUGGAGACGCUGAAGGCGGCAUUUGCCGCCACGCCCAAGCCCACGCGCCACAUCCGAGAGCAGCUGGCCCAGGAGACCGGGCUCAAUAUGCGCGUCAUCCAGGUCUGGUUCCAAAACCGGCGCUCCAAGGAGCGGAGGAUGAAGCAGCUGAGCGCGCUGGGCGCCCGGCGCCACGCCUUCUUCCGAAGUCCACGCCGGAUGCGGCCGCUCGUGGACCGCCUGGAGCCCGGCGAACUCAUCCCCAACGGCCCCUUCUCCUUCUACGGAGAUUACCAGAGCGAGUACUACGGUCCCGGGGGCAACUACGACUUCUUCCCGCAAGGCCCCCCGUCCUCGCAGGCUCAGACGCCGGUGGACCUGCCCUUCGUGCCCUCCUCCGGGCCUUCCGGGACGCCCCUGGGCGGCUUGGAGCACCCUCUACCGGGCCAUCACCCGUCGAGCGAAGCGCAGCGGUUCACCGACAUCCUGGCUCACCCGCCUGGGGACUCGCCCAGCCCCGAACCCAGCCUGCCCGGGCCCCUGCAUUCCAUGUCGGCCGAGGUCUUCGGGCCCAGCCCGCCCUUCUCCUCGCUGUCGGUCAACGGCGGGGCGAGCUACGGGAACCACUUGUCCCACCCCCCAGAAAUGAACGAGGCGGCCGUGUGGUAGCGGGGUCUCGCACGGUGCGUGAAGUUCGUGGUUGUACAGAAAUGAACUUUUAUUUAAGAAAAAACGGGGAAAAAAAAAGAAAAAAAAAACACAUGAAAAGUAAGGCCACUCGAUUUCUCCGGUCUCGGGGACCGCGCUCAAGACUAGGGAGACUGGAUGGGAAAAGGGGACACGAAGCAGGAUCCAGAUCCGCCUGGAGGUGGAACUGGGAUCAGCAUGCUUGCUGGCAGAACUGGGGCUCCCGAAAGGAUUUCUCCCCACCUCCGACCUGGACCCGGCCCCGGAUCCGUGCAGAGACCCUCGGGCGGCGGCGGCGCCAGGAUGCCCACGGCGGACGCAGACGCGCGCACUGCCGCCCGGUGAUGCCGGGAGCCGCGGGGAGGAAGGCCUGGGGCGCAGCCGGGUGCGGGAGGUGAAGCAGUCGGGUCACUCCCAGGCAAGCCGUGAGGGUUCUAGCUCUGGGAUUCGCUCAUUAGCGUCUCAGUGCAGCGACAGCGGCAACAAACUCUUAUAGCUUCAGAAACACCGACCUGCUGUGCAUCAGGUGGGACUCUCUCUAUAUAUAUUUUUUGUCUAUCUGGGUUUUUGGUUUUUGUUUUUGCCAAAAUUGCAAAAUCUUAAAUGUAAAGCCCUCAGUCUCAACUCUUCUACCUUCACAAAGCUCUACACACACAGAGACACACACACUGGAUAGGACGGUCUCCAGUCAGACCUCAGUAAAAUGACUUGAACAUCAGCUGUACAAGAAAAAGUAUUCUACCUUCACACACAAAAAGUAAAAAAAAAAAAAAAGACUAUUGAACUAAAACAGUCAACUGUUUACGUAUAAAUGUUAAAUUCAGGAGUUCAGUGUUUUACUAAUAUAUCCUGUUUUGAAACCUCUUGUUCAAAAACAAAAUGUUUUGAGCAAUCAACCAAAAUUGUUCCUUUUCUUUUCCUGUAGAUGUUCUGACAGAUUUGCAGGGCUCACUGUGCUAGUAUGUAAAAAAAAAAAAAAGUGUUGUUUACACGAGGCAAAGAGAAAACACGAUAUUCAGACAGUUGCCAAAUAGAAUAAUUAUAGCACAAAUACUGUAAAGGUGCGUGGCACCAGCAACCUGAGAAAGUGUUAAAAAAAAAAGUGUUACAAGGUUUAAAAAAAAAGAAAAACCAUCUUUGCUAAUUUUUAGUCCUGUUGAACAUUCAUGGAAUUGUUAAUAUGACUUAUAUAGACCCACACAGGUUUUAUUUUUGUGUCUUUAAAAUAAAAGUCCAAAAAUAUUUAAAUUUUAUGGUCAAAUAUGCAGUCAACAGCUGCUACUUUUUUCUUUAUAUAUUAAAUUUCUCAUAUGUCUUUUAUUGUUCUAAUAAACCUAAGCUUGUGUGACCUCCAGUGCAUAUUAGACCAUUCACUGUAUGAAAGAAAACAUGUUGAAUAAAUUUGUGAGUUUUUAAUAAAAAUAGAAAAUCUGAUGUUUAGAUAA